CGCUGCUGUAGAAAAAAAAAAUUUUGUUGUACUGUUUUGGAUCAACUGUUUAAAAUUAUGUAUGUAUGCCGAAAUUAAGACAAUUUUUUACAAAGUUAUGUUGUAUGGGCAAUUAUGGACUUAGAAAUUGAUGUGUAUUUAUGUAUGGAAUUUUGUAUUUUUAUUAAUCGUGAUAUUUGAUGCAAUCCACAGAAUUCCCAUAAUUUUUGGGCUUUAUAUGUAUGCUUUGAGGAAACUGGAAGGGAAUUUAUGUAGGUAGUUCGCAUAGCAAAAAUAAAAUAAGUAUAUGAUAAAUGUUAAGUAUGUGUGUAUAUGCGAUUUCUUGCUGGAAAAUGAUUCACUUUGCUUUGAACCCGAUUGGAAUCUUGAUGGGCUCAAAAAAUUUUCUUUCUGUACUUCACUUUGUACAAAUUUGCAAGCUACAAAAUUUACGGAUUUUGCAUAAAUAUAUAUACCUACAUCUGUAUGGUAGAUAUGUAGGAGUAUGUAAGUCCUCAGGUACACUGUAUGUAGAGCUAUGAAGUCUGCCUGAAUGGAGUCAAUUUGACAUCGAAUCGAUUUGGUUAUCAUAUUUUCCACAAUGAUUCGAAAACUAAAUGCAUAAACAUGUUCUAUUCAUAAAUAUUUCCUACUUAUUAAUAAUAUUAUAUGUGAAAGAAAGGCGAAAACGUAUGUGUGGUAUCAACAACCGGUUAAAAAUAUUGAGUUACUUACACGUACACCCUUUAUAAAAACAUUGGGAUAUAUUUUUCCUCCAAUAUUCUUCAGAAUAAUAUGUUUUGGAAGUUCUGGAAGGAAAUAUUAAUCCCAGCUUACCAAGAAACUUAUUUCAGUACCUGAAACCGAACCCUUCCUCAGGUACCCGAUUCGGCGAGCAAAUGACCCUUCAAUUUUCAUGGCCUGCUAUUUAUGUAUCUGACUGCUUCCUACCACAUUAACUCAUCAUUGACUGCCACCAGUAAGUCAAAAGUCCAGCAUUCGAUAUUCAGUCUUCAUGAGUAAUUUUGUCCUCGAUCAGUACACAUAUUUUAUAGCAUUUUAGCUAAAAAAAAAUCAAUCCACAUUCCAACCAAGGCGUAAAACCUGACAAUAAAUCUGUCCCAGAUUAAAGUGAGCAACUGAAAAAGUAUAAAUGAACAAUUUAAUCUUGAUAAGUGCGUGAUAAGAAGAGAACUUUUAAGUGUCUAUUAUGGAAAUCGCUAACCGUAUUGUCCCGGGACGCAGCAUUCACAACCAGGGAACAAGUUUCAACGACAACUACAGGUCCCAAAGGAUGGAAAAGAUUUCGCCUCAAAUCUUCUUAGAAGACCAACAACCCCUCGUCGUCGCCGAGGAGGAGGCGACAACCCAGCGAAAAACAAACCCGCUCCUGAUUGCGGAGGUGAGUAACUAGAUCGUGGUUUUAGUUUGUAAUUAAUUUUCAUGCAUGCACAGUUGAGAUUUUAUUGGACAAGAAAUAUUCCAUGAGAUUAUUUACGCCGUCUCAUACGACGGCUAAUUGUUUCGUUGGGUUAUCAAGUUGUACAAUUGUAUGUAUUUGCAUGCGUUGUUUAGGUUGGGUUAUAAGAUUUGAUAAUUGAAUUGCAUUGGUUGCCUAAAAAUACGAGAUUUUGGUGGAAUUAUUCAAUUCAGAAAGUUGUUGGCUACAUACGUACGAAGACGGUUAUCAUUUGUUUAUACAUAGUUGAGUUAUUAUGUAUGCAGGUGCGAGUUCAGAAAAUAAUUAGUCAAAACUAGGAAAGAGUAAAUUAGUAAAUAUGAGAGGCAAAUUGAGACAUCCAGUGGUGAUUUGCAUAUAAAAUCAUUCAAUACGUAACCAAAUGUAAAUUAAGAGGCAUAUUGAGACUACUUAACAUAUACAAAAUUAAAUUAUAAAAAUUGAGUUUUCUCUAAUAUUUAAUUUUACUUUAGUGCAACCAUUUUAUCAACAUUUGUUUUUUACAAAAUAUUCAUCCAAUAUUUUGCGAGUUUUAUGACUAAUUAGGUAACAAUAAUGUAAUUAUAAAGUAGCUAAUAUCCUCCAAUUUAUCUUGCCAGGUCCUCGACGUCAUUUUCCCCUGCUUGGACCACGCCACCCUGAAGACCUGCCGCACCGUGUCGUCCCUUUGGUCCGUCCUGGCCACCCCGCUGCUCCGAUCCCGCUCCCAGGUCAACCUCGGCGAUCCCCUCAUCGACGAACGGAGUGACGCCUUCCUCUCCACGAUUUCCUCCUCCGCCACCCUGCCCAUGGCCAGUCUCACCUACAAACUCUACCACACCCCCUCCACCUCCCCCCUGUCGGACAGAGCGUCCCAUUUCUUCACCCAAUUUGGUCAUUCCCUCACCUCGCUUACCCUGCAAGCCUACGCCUUUUCCAAUUCGAAGGACUAUUUCUCCAUCGUGUCCCACCUGGUGGGUCGCGACUGUCCCUCCUUGACCCGCUUGGCCUUGACCCACCUCCAACAUCUCGACUACAAAGACCCCCUCGACCCCGCCAUCCUGAAUUUCACGUCACCUUCAAUCCGCCACUUUACCCUCUCCUUCGGAUCGAACUUCUUCCCCGGACCGAGAAGUGUGUCGAACUGCGCCGCAGUUUUUAGCUCCCUCCUCGCCAUCGUGCCCAACGCUACGAGUCUCACCACCUCCUGCCCCGGUGGGGGUGAAACCUUCCUCAGGACGUUGAGAGACUACAAUAUCUCGGCCCACCUAACCAGCUUUUCCCUCACCAGUGCCCCACUCGACAUGGGGGCGAUGAACGUGCUAAAUUCAAUGAACUUCGGAAAACUCACCUCUCUUAAGAUCAACACCCAAUUCACAGUGCAGCCUGAAUUUAUCCACUUUUUAGAAAAGUUGAGCCCCACUUUGGAAAAACUUGUCAUUCAUGGCGACAAAUGGGGGGUAAUGGCGACAUAUGGUAACGGAUUUACAAUGGAUUUCCCCCUCAUGCCAGAACUCAGGGUGUUUCAGCAUGAGAGUUAUGAAUGCUUGCGAGUUGCGGGGGAUGAUUUUCUACAAAGAUUGCCAAAUUUGGGGGAGCUGGUGAUUCGCGAUUUUCUAUCCUCCUUGGUAGAUAUGAGGCGGACCGUGUACGGAACAAUGUUCAGCCCGAGGGGGGAAAUGAGGCCUAAUUAUGCCAACGUCCAUGUUAAGAAGGUCGUUCUGGGUGUCGUCUUUGUCCCUUCGGAUGAAAAUCUGGGGGUGAUGGAGACACUGCUAAAAAUGUUUCCAAACGUGGCAGAGUUGGAGGUCGCGGUCAGUUUUGCGUAUCAGAACGUGCACGUGGGUCAAGUUUUGGACACGCUGGCCAAAUCGAAGAUCAAGAAACUCAAGAUCACGUUUUUACAGUGUUCUGAACUCAUUUCUGAGAGGGUUGCAGCAUCAUUUCGUUCCGUGUUAGGGAAUUAUUUGCCCAAAUUUUCUGAACUUCAACGGGUCGAAUUUAUUUUGGACGACAUGCCACCAAUGGCAAGAUUCAAUUUGCCACUUGGCAUUGUCAAAGGGAUUUUGUGCACCAAGUCGUUGAGCGUCCUUAACCUGACCGGAUUUUCCCUUGGGGAGAACCUCGAAGAGACGGAAAUGUGUCGCCAACUCGUUGAUGAAAAAUUGGUCCAGUGGAAACUUAGUGAAGGUGUCAUCACACGCUCACUAAUUUCACUAGCUUCAAAUUUUAGUAAUUUCGAGUAUAAGUUAGUAGAUUAUUAGAUUUUUGGCGUCUCUUUGCAAAAGUAAUAAACCGUAGUAACGUUAGAAGUAGCUCACCCUGUCAUAAUGAUUAGACAGAACUUGGCACCGAAGGUGCGGAAUAAGCCGGCAAAAUAGAUCAUAACUCGUAUAUAUUCUUGCACCCAUGGUGCAACAAAAACGACUAGCCGUUGCACCAUUACUGCAUCAUUAGGGACGAUCCGGCAUUCAUAAUUUUGAAAACUUUGUCAAAAUUGUAUGACCAUUUCUCCCGGAUAUUUUG
Messenger RNA from Folsomia candida, 3943 nucleotides. RefSeq lists its product as uncharacterized. NCBI's taxonomy places the organism in Eukaryota, Metazoa, Arthropoda, Collembola, Entomobryomorpha, Isotomidae. The coding region runs from base 2227 to 3681 and encodes 484 amino acids. The transcript has 3 exons. The record is from RefSeq and is a predicted model, not a curated record.